GCGGCCGCAGCAGGAAAUCGGGGCAGAGCCCCGCCGGAGCGAGAUCCCGCCCCAGUCCCGGACCCCGCGGAGAGAGCCUCGGGCCGGGCCAUGGACGCAGCAGAGCCGGGGCUACCCCCGGCUCCAGAGAGCAGGAAGAGGUACAGUGACAUCUUCCGGAGCCUGGAUAACCUCGAGAUCUCCCUGGGGAACGUGACCCUUGAGAUGCUGCCUGGAGACCCCGUGCUCUCAGGAGACCCAGAGUCUGACAAGACCCCCACAGCCAAUGAGACCAGUGAAACCAGCAUUUGGAGUCGCCCCUCCACAGAGGGUCCGGCGCCCCUUACAGGGGAGGAGCUGGACUUGCGGCUCAUUCGGACCACGGGCGGUGUGGAUGCAGCUCUGGAGUAUGCCAAGACCUGGAGCCGCUAUGCCAAGGAGCUGCUGGCCUGGACAGAGAAGAGAGCCAGCCUUGAGCUGGAGUUUGCCAAAAGCAUCAUGAAGAUCGCCGAGGCUGGCAAGGUGUCAAUCCACCAGCAGAACCACAUGCCACUGCAGUACAUCUACACCCUGUUUCUGGAACACGACCUCAGCCUGGGAGCCCUAGCCAUGGAAACAGUGGCCCAGCAGAAAAGAGAUUACUACCAGCCCCUAGCAGCCAAACGAACUGAGAUUGAGAAGUGGCGGAAAGAGUUUAAGGAGCAGUGGACGAAAGAGCAGAAGCGGAUGAAUGACGCAGUGCAGGCGCUGCGGAGGGCCCAGCUCCAGUAUGUACAGCGCAGCGAGGACCUGUGGGUUCGCUCACAGGCGUCUCCCGAGGACCCGGCACCCCAGGCCUCCCCAGGGCCCAGCAAACAGCAGGAGCGGCGGCGGCGAUCUCGAGAGGAGGCCCAGGCCAAGGUGCAGGAGGCCAUGGCGCUGUACCAGAUGUGCGUCCGCGAGGCCAACGCGCGGCAGCAAGACCUAGAGGCUGCCAAACAGCGGAUCGUGUCGCACGUGCGCAAGCUGGUGCUGCAGGGGGACGAAGUGCUGAGGCGGGUGACCCUGGGACUGUUCAAGCUCCGAGGGGCGCAGGCAGAGCGGGGUCCCCGCGCCUUCUCCGCCCUGGCCGAGUGCUGCGAGCCCUUCGAGCCCGGCCAGCGCUACCAGGAGUUCGUGAGGGUGCUGCAGCCCGAGGCCCCGCCACCCCCUCCGCCUGCCUUCUCCUUCCAGGAGUUCGUGCCUGCUGCGCACAGCUCUCCCCUGGACACAAGAAAGAAGAUCUCCUGCCCCCCACCACCACGGCUGGAUGAAAGUGCCUCGGAGGCAGGCCCCUGGGAGGACGCAGGCACAGGCUGGCAGGGAACUCCAGGCCGGACUCCCGGUGGCGAUGCAGACAGUGUGGGUGGUGGCAGUGAGUCCCGGUCCCUGGACUCUCCCACUUCCAGCCCAGGCUCUGGCACAAGGCGGUUGGUGAAGGUCUCAUCCAUAGGCACUGAGUCCUCAGAUGACUUUGAAGAGCGAGACCCUGACCUGGUAGAUGGGCUGGAAAACGGCCUAGGAAGCCCCUUCAGGAAGUGGACGCUGUCCAAUGCGGCCCAGACUCACCGGCUGCGGCGGCUCCGGGGCCCAGCCAAGUGCCGCGAGUGUGACGCCUUCAUGGUCAGCGGGACCGAGUGCGAGGAGUGCUUUCUGACCUGCCACAAGCGCUGCCUGGAGACUCUACUGAUCCUCUGUGGACAUAGGCGGCUCCCAGCCCGGACCCCCCUCUUUGGGGUUGACUUCCUACAGCUUCCCAGGGACUUCCCGGAGGAGGUGCCCUUUGUGAUCACCAAGUGCACAGCCGAGAUAGAACAGCGUGCCCUGGGUGUGCAGGGCAUUUACCGAGUCAGUGGGUCCCGGGUCCGCGUGGAGCGGCUGUGCCAGGCUUUUGAGAAUGGUCGAGCAUUGGUGGACAUGUCAGGAAACUCACCUCAUGAUGUCUCAAGUGUUCUCAAGAGAUUCCUCCAGGAGCUCACUGACCCCGUGGUCCCCUUCCACCUCUACGACGCCUUCAUCUCUCUGGCUAAGACCCUGCAUGCAGACCCAGGGCACGACCCUGGGACCCCCAGCCCCAGCCCUGAGGUUAUCCGCUCGCUGAAGACCCUCUUGGUGCAGCUGCCUGACUCUAACUACAGUACCCUGCGGCACCUGGUGGCCCAUCUGUUCAGGGUGGCUGCACAGUUUGAGGAAAACAAGAUGUCUGCCAACAACCUGGGCAUUGUGUUUGGCCCAACACUGCUGCGGCCCCCGGAAGGUCCAGGGACAGCUGGUGCCGGCCCUGUCACCUGCCUACUAGACUCUGGGCACCAGGCCCAGCUCGUCGAGUUCCUCAUUGUAUACUACGAGCAAAUCUUUGGGAUGGACGACCUCCCUGUGGCCACUGAGCCCCUGCCCCAAGACCCCAGUCCAGCCCCUGGACCUCUCCUAAACAACAACCCCCAGCCACCAUCCUCUGACCUUGCUCCAGAUCCCCUGCCCCCAGUCCUAGCAUCAGAUCCUGACCCAGACCCUGAGCCCCACAGUACCUUGGAGAAGCAUCCUGAGGCCACACCUCCUGAGAUUCCAACUCCACAAAGUGACCAGAGAGACAUGGUUGAGGACACCAGAGAGGAGGGAGGGGAAGUGUCCAGCCAAGGUCCAGAGGACUCACUGCUGGGGACACAAUCCCGUGGUCACUUCAGCCGUCAGCCAGUGAAAUAUCCCCGGGGCGGUGUGCGGCCUGUCACCCACCAGCUGUCCAGCUUGGCCCAGGUAGCUUCCAAAUUGAGCGAAGAGACCCCUGUUGCAUCAGUGACCCGAGGGAGUUUGCGGAGGCGGGGACCUGGCCCUGUCUCGUCCUCGUCGCCUGAGGGCAGCCCUCUGCGCCGCACCCCACUGCCCAAGCAUUUUGAGAUCACCCAGGAGACAGCCCGGCUCCUGUCCAAGCUACACAAUGAAGCUGUGCCCAAGGCCACCUGUUGUCCAGACCCCCAACCUGAGGAAGUCGAGGACCAUCUCUGACCAUCCCAGCAUUCUGACUGAGGAGUAAAGGACUGAGAGGGUGUUCAGUGUUGGGGGAGGGUGGAAUCUGGAGAGUUACUGUAAGGAAAGACUACAUGGCCUGGGAGACCAAAACCCUUGUUGGGACAAUAUACCAGGAUUCCCCCGGCUAUACACAGGUCACUGCCCAUUAGGGCCACUCAGGUUCAGAGGUGAGUCGGGGUCAGUACUCAGGGUCAAUACAAGUCCUGGGAUCCUUGGUGUCCACCAUAGUGUCUGACUCCUGAACAGGGCUGCCUUUUGCUACUUUGGUUGUGGCCGGUCCCCCACUUCUCCCUACUUCCUUAGCUGACCUCGGGUGACCAGCUCUUGGAAGGUGUGGGCAGCCCAGAUUCGACAUCCUGGUGGUACCCGGGGUCUGAUGACCUGGGAAUAAACUGGGUCUCUUAUAC
Neogale vison (American mink) is the source of this 3431-nucleotide messenger RNA. It is a transcript of the gene GMIP, whose product is annotated as GEM interacting protein. The transcript is spliced from 21 exons. Gene Ontology annotation, biological process: signal transduction; activation of GTPase activity; negative regulation of GTPase activity. Lineage: Eukaryota; Metazoa; Chordata; Mammalia; Carnivora; Mustelidae. The record is from RefSeq and is a predicted model, not a curated record. Gene Ontology annotation, molecular function: GTPase activator activity. The coding region runs from base 91 to 3000 and encodes 969 amino acids. Gene Ontology annotation, cellular component: plasma membrane.